Mesoplodon densirostris (Blainville's beaked whale) is the source of this 2886-nucleotide messenger RNA. RefSeq names its product kelch like family member 17 (gene KLHL17). NCBI's taxonomy places the organism in Eukaryota, Metazoa, Chordata, Mammalia, Artiodactyla, Ziphiidae. Gene Ontology annotation, molecular function: protein binding. The transcript is spliced from 12 exons. The coding region runs from base 179 to 2206 and encodes 675 amino acids. The record is from RefSeq and is a predicted model, not a curated record.
GAAACCUCGGGGGAGCGCGGGAGGCGGAGCGGGCGGCGCCGAGAAACAGCGGCUGCGGCCAAGCGGCGGGAGCGAGGAACGCCGAGCCUGCCGCCACCGCCGAGCAGUCCUCCAGCCGUCCAGCGUCCGCUUGUCCGUGCAUCCUCCGCGGAUCGGCGGCGGGCCGGCGGCCGAACCCAUGCAGCCGCGCAGCGAGCGCCCGGCCGGCAGGACGCAAAGUCCAGAGCACGGCAGCCCGGGGCCCGCGCCCGAGGCGCCGCCGCCGCCACCGCCGCCGCAGCCGGCAGCCCCCGAGGCAGAGCGUGCCCGGCCCCGGCAGGCCCGGCCCACGGGCCCCAUGGAAGGUUCAGUGCAGCUGCUGAGCCGCGAGGGCCACACCGUCGCCCACAACUCCAAGCGACACUACCACGACGCCUUCGUGGCCAUGAGCCGCAUGCGGCAGCGCGGCCUCCUGUGUGACAUCGUCUUGCACGUGGCUGCCAAGGAGAUCCGGGCACACAAGGUGGUGCUGGCCUCCUGCAGCCCCUACUUCCACGCCAUGUUCACAAAUGAGAUGAGUGAGAGCCGUCAGACGCACGUGACGCUGCACGACAUCGACCCUCAGGCCCUGGACCAGCUGGUGCAGUUUGCGUACACGGCCGAGAUCGUGGUGGGGGAAGGCAACGUGCAGACUUUGCUCCCGGCCGCCAGCCUCCUGCAGCUGAACGGGGUCCGUGACGCCUGCUGCAAGUUCCUGCUGAGUCAGCUCGACCCCUCCAACUGUCUGGGCAUCCGCGGCUUCGCCGACACACACUCGUGCAGUGACCUGCUCAAGGCGGCACACAGGUACGUGCUGCAGCACUUCGUGGACGUGGCCAAGACUGAGGAGUUCAUGCUGUUGCCGCUGAAGCAGGUGCUGGAACUGGUCUCUAGCGACAGCCUGAACGUGCCUUCAGAGGAGGACGUCUACCGUGCCGUCCUGAGUUGGGUCAAGCACGACGUGGAUACCCGGAGGCAGCACGUUCCUCGGAGCUCCCACAGGGGUGAUGCAGGCGCGUGUCUUGAGGAGGGUCCAGGACACGUGAGCAGGCCUGCUACCACACCCCAGCUGAUGAAGUGUGUGCGCCUGCCCCUGCUGAGCCGGGACUUCCUGCUGGGCCACGUGGACGCCGAGAGCCUGGUGCGGCACCACCCGGACUGCAAGGACCUACUCAUUGAGGCCCUCAAGUUCCACCUGCUGCCCGAGCAGAGGGGCGUCCUGGGCACCAGCCGCACCCGGCCUCGGCGCUGUGAGGGCGCCGGCCCUGUGCUCUUCGCUGUGGGUGGUGGGAGCCUGUUCGCCAUCCACGGGGACUGUGAAGCGUACGACACACGCGCUGACCGCUGGCAUGUGGUGGCCUCAAUGUCCACGCGCCGGGCCCGGGUGGGCGUGGCGGCAGUUGGGAACCGGCUGUAUGCCGUGGGCGGUUACGAUGGGACUUCAGACCUGGCCACCGUAGAGUCGUACGACCCUGUGACCAACACCUGGCAGCCUGAGGUGUCCAUGGGCACGAGGCGCAGCUGCCUGGGUGUGGCUGCCCUGCACGGGCUCCUGUAUGCAGCCGGUGGCUACGAUGGGGCCUCUUGCCUCAACAGUGCCGAGCGCUACGACCCCCUGACGGGAACGUGGACGUCAAUCGCCGCCAUGAGCACCCGGAGGCGAUAUGUGCGCGUGGCCAUGCUCGAUGGGAACCUGUAUGCCGUGGGCGGUUAUGACAGCUCAUCACACCUGGCCACCGUGGAGAAGUAUGAGCCCCAGCCCGUCCCUCCGCCGCAGGUGAGCUCCUGGACGCCCGUGGCCUCCAUGCUGAGCCGGCGCAGCUCCGCGGGCGUGGCGGUGCUCGAGGGGGCGCUCUACGUGGCCGGCGGCAACGACGGCACCAGCUGCCUCAACUCCGUGGAGAGAUACAGCCCCAGGGCGGGCGCCUGGGAGAGCGUGGCGCCCAUGAACGUCCGGAGGAGCACACACGACCUGGUGUCCAUGGACGGCUGGCUGUACGCCGUAGGGGGCAACGACGGCAGUUCCAGCCUCAACUCCAUUGAGAAGUACAACCCGAGGACCAACAAGUGGGUGGCCGCGUCCUGCAUGUUCACACGGCGCAGCAGCGUGGGCGUGGCCGUGCUCGAGCUGCUCAACUUCCCGCCGCCCUCUUCGCCCACGCUGUCUGUGUCGUCCACCAGCCUCUGACCCGUGGCGCGGCCGCACAGAGACCCGCCCGCGGCCUCCCACGUGCCUUAAGCCCCCUGGGCCCAGCGCCUGCCUCCUCUGCGCGUGGGGCGGGGCUCGGCCCCCACCAGGAACGUCCGGGGCCGUCUGUCCAGUCUCCGCGCGUCUAGGCCGCCGGUUUCUGUGUUCCUUUCUCAGUGUUUGUUUGUGUGUGCCAUUUGUUUAUUCACUCGUUUAUUUAUCGAUCGGUGGUGGGCAGGCUGCGGCUGCCAGUCUCUCUGUUUACUUUUAAAGUGUCCUGUCUCUGGGACCAAGCUGCCCUCUUGGGUGUCCUCCCACCGUGCUGGGGGCACUGGGGAGCGACCGGGUGGACACUGGCGUUGCCCGUGGGUAAGGGGCCAACUUGGACUCUCUAGACCUGGAGGGACCGAGGGGUGAUGCAGAGCAGUUAUUCGGGGGGGCUUUCUGAGCAGGUGCAGACCCCCAGCCUGAGCUUUGCACACCUCCUUGCCUCGCCCAGCCAGGCACACUUCCGGCGGGGGGGCACGAAUCGGGCUUCCUUCCUGUGGCUGUGGUGCCAUCUCUGGAUCCUGCACUGAGCUGGGCACACGUGCACCGCAGACCGCGCACAGCAAUAUGAGCCACUUGAACAAUAAACGUGUUUCCUGGGCUCUGCGGGCCUGUGGCUGAGUGUCGAUCUC